Cinclus cinclus is the source of this 2670-nucleotide messenger RNA. RefSeq names its product chromodomain-helicase-DNA-binding protein 8-like. The record is from RefSeq and is a predicted model, not a curated record. Bases 874 to 2670 code for a protein of 598 amino acids. Lineage: Eukaryota; Metazoa; Chordata; Aves; Passeriformes; Cinclidae. The transcript has 7 exons.
AGGACCCCUCAAAUUUCAGGGUUGGGGACCCCCAGGACCCCCUAAAUUCCCUUUUUUUUGGGUCAGGACCCCCUAAAUUCCCAUUUUUGUGGUGACAUCACCCCAAACUUUCCAUUUUUGGGCGUCAGGACCCCUUAAAUUUUCCUUUAAUUUAGGGUCAGCACCCCCCAAGUUUUCCCAUUUUGGGGUCAGGACCUCCCAAAUUUUGGGGUUGUGGACUCCCAGGACCCCCAGGAUUUCCCUUUUUUUGGGUCAGGACCCCCCCAAAUUUCCCAUUUUUUUGGGUCAGACCCCCCUAAAUUUCCCAUUUUUUUGAGUCAGACCCCCCUAAAUUUCCCAUUUUUUGACUCAGACCCCCCUAAAUUUCCCAUUUUUUUGGGUCAGACCCCCCUAAAUUUCCCAUUUUUUUGAGUCAGACCCCCCUAAAUUCUCCAUUUUUUUGGGUCAGGACCCCCCUAAAUUUCCCAUUUUUGGUGCCAGGACCCCCAAAUUUUCCAUUUUUUGACUCAGACCCCCCCAAAUUUUCCAUUUUUUGACUCAGACCCCCCUAAAUUUCCCAUUUUUUUGAGUCAGACCCCCCUAAAUUCUCCAUUUUUUUGGGUCGGACCCCCCUAAAUUUCCCAUUUUUGGUGCCAGGACCCCCAAAUUUUCCAUUUUUUGACUCAGACCCCCCCCCAAAUUUUCCAUUUUUUGACUCAGACCCCCCCCCUCCCCCCCCCAAAUUUUCCAUUUUUUCGGGUCAGGACGCCCUGAAUUCCCAUUAUUUUUUUUUUUUUUUUUUAUUUUUUUGGGGGGGGUCGAGAUCCCCACUUUUAGGGGUCAAACUCUCCCAGCACCCCUCCCCAAAUUCCGGGGUCGGCCCCUCCCCCCACCAUGGCCGACCCCAUCAUGGACCUUUUUGACGACCCCAACCUUUUUGGGCUGGACCCCCUCCCCGAGGACCUGGUGGCCCCUCCCGCCCCUCCCCCCGCCGGCGCCGGCGACCCCCUGGCCGAAGCUUUGGGGCUCUCAGGUGUGCCUCACCUGUCCCCUCCCCCACCUCAGGACCCUCCCCCGACCCCCCCACCCAACCCUCCCCCCCAGCCCGCCCCUCCCCCGCCCGACCCGGAAGUGCUGAGUCAGGGAAAUCCUUUCAUGGGGGUCUCCGCCCCUCCCCCUCCUCCCCCUCCUCCCCCCAAAAUUGUCAUCCUCAAAGCCCCUCCCCCGCCCCACGGAGGCCCCGCCCCCGCCACGCCCAACGGAGGUAAAGUCACCUUGGCCAAAGUUUUGGGGGCUCCCCCCGCCCCUCCCCCCGCCACCCAAAUGAGGGCGGGGGGCGUGGCCCAGCCUGGGGGUGUGGUCCAGCCUGGGGGCGUGGCCAAAGGGGGCGUGGCCCAGGUGGGGCGGCAGGUGAAGCAGCUGCUGCUGCAGCCCCUGAAGGCAGGGGGGGGCAGCGCCGGGACCCCCCUGAAACCUGGACUGAGCCUGGCACCUGCACAGGGCGAGUCCAAGCGCAUCACCCUGGUGCUGCAGCAGCCGGCCGGCUCGGCCGCGGCGCCGGGCCAGCGCCACGUGGUGCUGGGCACGCUGCCGGGCAAGCUGCUGGUGCAGGGGGCCGGCUCGGGGGGCGGCGGCGCCGCCAAGGCCGCGCCCGGAGCUCCGGCCAAGGUGGUGACCAUCCAGCUGCAGGUGCAGCCGCCCGGAGCCCAGCCCGGCCCGCCCCAGAAGAUCCAGUUGGUCCAGCCCGGUGCGGCGGGGCCGGUGGGCGUGGCGCAGGUGCCUCAGGUGGUGGGAGGGGCCGGGCAGAGGCUGACGGUGCCGCUCAAGGUGGUGCUGCAGCCGCAGGCCGGCUCCUCGUCGGGCGCCUCCUCGGCCGGGCUCUCGGUGGUCAAGGUGCUGAGCGGCGCCGAGGCGAGCGCGGCGGCUCCGGCCGGGCGCGGGGCGUCGGACGAGAGCCGCAGGCUGGAGCACCAGAAGAAGCAGGAGAAGGCCAACAGGAUCGUGGCCGAGGCCAUCGCCCGCGCGCGAGCCCGCGGCGAGCAGAACAUCCCCCGCGUGCUCAACGAGGACGAGCUGCCCAGCGUGCGGCCCGAGGACGAGGGCGACCGCAAGCGGCGGCGCAAGGCGGCCGGAGGGGAGCGCGGCGGCGGCGGCGGCGGCAAGGAGGAGAGGACGAGGAGGGGCAAGGGACAGGGAGGGAAGAGCAAGGGGAGAGGCAAGGCCAGCACCAUCACCCCCGUGGUGGGCAAGAAGCGCAAGCGCAACGCCAGCUCGGACAACUCGGACUCGGAGGCGCUCCCGGCCCCGUCCCCGCGGCGCGACGACGACGGCGCCGGCGUCCAGAAGCGGCGGUCGAACCGACAGGUGAAGAGGAAGAAGUACACGGAGGACCUGGACAUCAAGAUCACGGACGACGAGGAGGAGGAGGAGCUGGACGUGACGGGGCCGGCACGGCCGGACGCCGGCCAGGGGCCGGAGGCGGGGGAGGGGAGGGGGCCGGAGCGGCCGCAGCCGGCCCCGGCCGAGCCGGACGGAGACGCGCUGCCCUCCGUGCAGUUCUUCGUGGAGAACCCGAGCGAGGAAGACGCGGCCAUCGUGGACAAAGUGCUGUCCAUGCGGGUGGUCAAGAAGGAGCUGCCCUCAGGACAGGUGGUGGAGUCCGAGGAGUUCUUCGUCAAGUACAAAAACUAG